Messenger RNA from Lottia gigantea (owl limpet), 774 nucleotides. RefSeq lists its product as hypothetical. The record is from RefSeq and is a predicted model, not a curated record. The transcript has 7 exons. The annotation marks the transcript as partial. Gene Ontology annotation, molecular function: carbonate dehydratase activity; zinc ion binding. Lineage: Eukaryota; Metazoa; Mollusca; Gastropoda; Lottiidae.
GAAUGGGGGACAUUAUUUCCCGAGGCUACCGGAUCUUGUCAAUCACCCGUCAACCUGGUCUCACAAGAUGCUGUCACUGAUUCAGAUUUAGAGAAGAACAGUUUAAUGUUUAACUAUUGCAUUAGCAGAGAAACUGAUAUUUUAAACAAUGGUCAUACAUUAGCUGUCUUUCCUAGAGUCAAACAUGUAUUAACAGGAGGUCCUCUACUACCAGAUAACGAAUAUGAACUGGCUGAAAUUAGAUUCCAUUGGGGUCGAGAUAAUACUCGGGGUUCUGAACAUACAGUUAAUGGUAAAGCUUUUCCGAUGGAGGUUCAGAUAGUACACUGGAACGCUACAAAAUAUUCAAGCAUUGAAGAAGCCUUAGGGAGUCCACAUGGUAUUGUUAUAGUUUCCCUUUUUACGCAGAUUGGCAGAGAGCACACUGCUUUAAGAGUGAUCACUGAUAAUUUAGAAGAUGUGUUAUAUAAGGGAAGACAGAAAACAGUGACUUCAGCGUUUAAUCCAACAUGUUUAUUGCCAGAUCCAUUAUUGAGAGAUUACUGGACGUAUGAGGGAUCUGUGACGUCACCUCCAUGUUCUGAAAACGUGCAGUGGAUUUUAUUACGGUACCCGUUAAUGGUAUCUCACGCCCAGAUUGAAGAGUUCCGAAGAUUAAGAACAUUUUCAAAAGGUGACAACCCUAAAACCGGGGACGAUGGUGCAAUGGUGGACAACUUUCGGCCAACGCAACCCUUAAACGAUCGGAAAGUCAAGGCCUCUUUUCAGUAUUGA